Messenger RNA from Coccidioides posadasii C735 delta SOWgp, 1530 nucleotides. RefSeq lists its product as uncharacterized. Gene Ontology annotation, molecular function: SUMO ligase activity; zinc ion binding. Gene Ontology annotation, cellular component: nucleus; Smc5-Smc6 complex. The record is from RefSeq and is a predicted model, not a curated record. Gene Ontology annotation, biological process: double-strand break repair via homologous recombination; protein sumoylation. Lineage: Eukaryota; Fungi; Ascomycota; Eurotiomycetes; Onygenales; Onygenaceae.
AUGGCUGCAGCGACCCCCUCACAUCGCUCUUCAAGGAGACAGCGUUUGGAGUCCGAUAUAGGGGCCGAAACACCUUCUGGCGUGGAUCAAGCUCUGACGCUUCCUCGCUACCAGCGUCAGUCUCACAAAUUGAACGCAGACGCCAAAAUAGCCCUCCUGAACCUUGCGCAAUCAGAACAUUUCCGACACCUCGACCUGCACCUACAGCACCUCGCUUCUGCGCUGGCGAAUACGACAGGUGAAAUUAAUGACCAAUUGACCGACGCGAAAGCACGAUACGAAAGACAGAAGCGGAAGAGGGGCCAGAAAGAAGGUAGUGAGGAUGUGGAUGUCGAUGGCGACGGAGGUCGCUCGUCAACGCUUGAUGAUGCUGAGGAGAAACACUUCGCAGAUUUGGAACUACGUGUAAAUAUGACGACUAAGAAGAUGGAAGAAAAGGUCAGAGAGUUGGUGGACACAGAAAUGAAAGCCGGUACAAUAAAGGAGAUCCUGGAGAAGAUGGGUCACCCACAAGAGGAAGGAAGAUCCGGCACACAAAGGGCGCGGGCUCCUAGGACCAGAAGGCGAAGGCUUGAGGAUGAGGACGAGGAUGGCGACGAUGCCGAUGUGGAUUAUAACCCUAGCCGUGAAGAAGAUGAUGAAGAAGGGGACGAGGUUGUUCCUGCAAGCGAGCUUUAUGAGAUACGAUUAAAGGAGAAAGAGGCAGAGUGGGAGAGCCGGUCGCUAACACAAAGAUACACUACCCACAAUACCUAUAUUGGAUUUUACCGCAUGCUCCACGAUUCCAAGCAUCCCGGCGACGAUAUCCCUCCCUUACCACACCCAUCAACUUGGUUUAGUAACAUGGAACUCCCAGAGGCCUCGGAGUCAUCCAUUCGAACGCGGGAAAGCAGGAAGAGUGCCACUGCUCGCCGUCCCGACGACGACAUCGCUAUCGAGAGUGAACGUGUCUCCAUCCGCUGCCCAAUAACGUUGCUUCCUUUUAAAGACCCCGUAACAAGCACCAAAUGCCCACAUAGCUUCGAGCGCGCAGCGAUCGAAAGCAUGAUCAACUGUAGCAGCGAGACCGUGGUCGUACGGGCCCCCGGCUUGAGUCGCGGCAGGCAAAAACUAAAAUUUGUAAAAUGUCCGGUUUGCUCUGCUCAGUUGCUUCUUCAGGAUCUGCGCCAAGAUCCUGUCCUCCUGCGAAGAGUUCGACGGGCUAUGGAGACCGCAGCCGCAGAGGAAGAGGAAGAAGCUGAAGCUGAUACCAUGGAAGAGGAUGAUCAAGAUGUGGUGAUGCACGAUCUGGAGACAAAACGAAGUCAAGUAAGAGUAAAGGUUGAAAGGGCAGAGUCAUUAGCCCGGGAGCGGAGUAUGAUCCCUGGAACCCAGUUUGAGACUGUACAAGAUGACGAUGGGGAGGAAGAAGAGGAUGAUGAGGGUUAGCUAAACAGUCAGAGAAAUUUUGAAGGUAGAUCAAGACAUACCAUCAAUAGCUUCUAGUUGCAGAUAUUUUGCUUCACUAAACUCGACAGAUUUUGUUGCUCC